Bombyx mandarina (wild silkworm) is the source of this 1693-nucleotide messenger RNA. RefSeq names its product tether containing UBX domain for GLUT4. Gene Ontology annotation, cellular component: nucleus; vesicle membrane; cytoplasm. NCBI's taxonomy places the organism in Eukaryota, Metazoa, Arthropoda, Insecta, Lepidoptera, Bombycidae. The record is from RefSeq and is a predicted model, not a curated record. Gene Ontology annotation, biological process: intracellular protein transport; glucose homeostasis.
AACAGAUGACUUGUUGUUUGUAAUGUAAAGUUACUUAUUUUGUAUUUUAGUUUUAGGUUAUGUAGGAAGUUGUAGAUAUUUUGGAAGAUCGUAAAAUAAUUAUUUUAUUUCAAUUAGUAAAACGAUAAAACCAACAAAAAUAAACAAUGUCGAAAGAUAUCAUCAUUUUAACCCCCAAUGGAAGAAGACACAAAGUGCAUUGUACACCAGACACUAGCAUGUUACAGAUCUUAGAGGAUGCAUGUCAAAAACAAGGGUUCCAACCUUCAGACUACAACUUGAAGUUUCAUAAUCAGAUAAUGGAUUUAACAACAACCAUAAGAUUUUCUAAUGUGCCAAAUAGAGCUACACUUGAAAUGGUUGAGUGUGAAACAAGACGAGAGGAAUCAAUUGUCACAAUUGGUUUAAUGUUAGAAGAUGGUGAAAGAAGAACAGCUGAUUUUAAUCCAAACAUAGCAUUAUAUGAUAUGAUAAUGAAAUUAGCACCUAAUGAGUUUGGCUCAUUGCUAAAUCCAUGUAUUUUAUAUAUGCGCCAGGAAGUUGUCGGUGUUGAUGCUCUCAAACUAAAAUCAUUAAGACAUCUUGGUUUAAUAAAAGGCAAAGCCAUUCUGAGACUGCUAAAUAAGUUGGAAGAUGCUAGGCAAGCAAAUGUGUCUGCCGUAUAUCGUUGCCCAAUAUCUGAAAAUAAAAAUUCGGAAAAUAAAAAUAAAGGAAGUGACAUACAAUUAGAGAAGAACACACCUGAUGAAUCCAUUUCAUUGCCAGGACCCUCUGUUCCCAUUAAUUUCUUGUCAGAACCAACGGCAAAGACUCUUAAAAUUGUCAAAGAACAACAGCAACAUAUAGCUGAAGUCAGCAAAACAGAAAGAAACAAUCUCGAUAAAAAUGUUGUAAAUGAUGAAAUUCAACAAGAGACUCAGAAUAUGCUAGAAAUAGACUCCGAUAGAAGAAAUAUUUCUUCAUCUCUAUCACAAGAAUUUCUAGAAAGGAGACUUAAAAUUGAAGAAGAAGUAAAUUUUUUGGGUACACAAAAAGCUAUUGUAUUCACACAACCAGAAAUCAUAGAAAAUGAUUUAGAAGAUCUUCCUGACGAUUUCUAUGAAUUGACCAUUGAGGAAGUACGUAAAUUAUACAAAGAUUUACAGCAACAGCGAUUAAAGUUAGAAAACACCCCAUUAAUGACGUCCACAAAACGAGAGGAGGUUGAGAAAGAGACUUCGGAAACAGUCAAAUUAAACAAAUAUAAGAAUGCCGUUGUUAGAAUUCAAUUUCCCGAUCAUAUGAUUCUACAAGGUAUUUUCGCUCCUACUGACACAAUCGAGGAUGUCACAAAUUUUCUGAAGGAACAUUUAGCGCAUCCUGAAAAACCAUUUCAUAUCUUUACAACACCUCUAAAAGAAACAUUAGAACCAAAGAUGACUUUGCUUGAAGCCAGGUUUGUGCCAUGUGUGCAUAUGCAUUUCAAAUGGUUGGAAGAGAGUCCAGAUUCCUUAUACUUGAAAAAAGAAAUAUAUUCCAACACUACUACUAGUGAUGCUGCUAGUAUUUUAGCUUCAAAAUAUCGGGCUCCGAGUAGGAGAAAGUUGGAAGAAAUACACAACUCGCACACGAACUCCCCAACUACAUCGAAAAGCAGUAAAGUUCCGAAAUGGUUCAAGAAUUAAAUAACUGUAUCAGGUAGAAGCAUCUCGCU